Molecule: messenger RNA, 1363 nt
Organism: Cottoperca gobio
Lineage: Eukaryota; Metazoa; Chordata; Actinopteri; Perciformes; Bovichtidae
Gene: mrpl32
Product: mitochondrial ribosomal protein L32
Exons: 3
Coding region: 98-643 (181 amino acids)
Biological process (GO): translation
Cellular component (GO): mitochondrial large ribosomal subunit
Molecular function (GO): structural constituent of ribosome
Source: RefSeq, a predicted model, not a curated record
AAUUUUUGUUGUCGCAGUUUGAUGACGACGUAGUGAACCUUAGUGACCGUGAGCUGUUUGACAUGUUGGACGGAAAGGAAGCGUGCUGACAACAAAAAUGAUGAAUUUAGCCGCUUUAGUGAACAGCCUCAGAUGCUCUUUGCUACACAUUGAAAGCAGACUUCUGCAGACGGCCGGACUAGAAAGACAAUUGGUUCCAGCGCUGGCAGUGAGUGGCCCCAGCAUCCUGCCUCAGCUCGACGGGGAGCGUGAACCGGAGGAGCAGCAGAGCCCAGAGCAGCCUCCUGGCCUCCUAGACAGCAUCCUGUGGAUGGCAGCACCCAAGAAGAGACGCACUAUAGAGAUCAACCGCACCAGGCGGAGAUCUGACACCAAACUUAUAAAAGUCAAGAACAACGUUGAGCCGUGUCUGGAGUGUGGCCACUUAAAGCAGAAACACAUCAUGUGUGGCUUCUGUUACGCUAAGGUGUGCAAGGAGACGUCUAAGAUUCGGCAACAGAUAAAAGCGAUGGAAGGCUGUGAGCUUGGUGCGCCGCCUGUGGAGACUGUCGUCCUCUAUGAGGGUGAAGCUCCAAGUGAGCUGGACAAGGACAAGAGGAUCGUGGAGAGGCCCAGGAAGAGGCCUGCCUGGUUCAGCUAUUGAUCCUGAGAUAUUAAUGCUGUUUGUGAUGCAUACCUUGAGUUUGACAAACACUGAUUCUUGAUGUACUAAUAUCUGAGAACAUACUGUACUAUAUUAUUUUAUGUGUGAGUUCAGAGCUCACACAGCCAGGACUGUUUUAGUUGUCUUUUUUUUCAAGUGUUAGUCACAUUCUCGACUUUGAUACAUUUACUGUAUAUUUGAAUGUCUCGCAUUAAAUUCAAAAAUAUAAUUAAUAAAUAAACAAUAAUACAGCCAUGCAAUUUUCAGGGCAAACAUUGCAUUAGUUAAAUAAUUAUUUCUUUCAGUUGAAGGCGAAUGAUACAGUAAGAAACAUAUCUUUUAUGAACCGCACUCCGAAGUUAUUGGUGUUUGCAUCCUCUAUAACCUUUCAUUAGGACUCCAACUUAUACCACCCUCUGAUUAAAAAGUAGUCGCAAGCUGUUUGACACAAAUGUGGUUUUGUGUCAAACAGCUUAUCAGUCAAAGAUUUAGAACAACAUAGAAUCUGAUGUUUUAAGAUUUAAAACAUUUAAUGUAAAAUGUGUGCAAAUGAUACAUGUAUAAUGUCUUGUAUCAUUAUUCUACAUUAAAUGACUGGGCCUCCUCGAGAUGGAAAACCAGUGGCCCCUUCUUCUAAACUUGAAGACAUGCCUGUUUUUGUUUAUGAAUGUGCGUUUGUGUUGCCACAGCAACGUCCAUUAGUCAGGAUUCAGCAUCAAA